CCUACAAAGCCACCGCCGCCUCCCGCUUCCUUCUCCGCCAUACCUCGUGCCCGACGAGCCCUAGGGACCGCGAGAGAAGGAUUCGAAGGGAGAUUCAAGGGGGUUUGCGGAUUCGCUCCUCGUGAACGGCGGCGGCGGCCAUGGCGUCCAAGAAGCAGGCGGGGCCGGGAUUCGCGGUUCCCGCUCAGGAACCGAAGAACGGCGGCGAUGCGGCCAGACUCGUCAGGAAGCCAAUGGCUACAUUUCCACAGCAAGCGGCGGCAAGAGGCCGUAGGGCACUUGUCGACGUUGGCAAUCUUAUGAAUGGCCGGCCUUCUCUUGUGAACCGACAGAAGCAAGCGGUUGCAGCAACAGCAAACAGCCAUAAAGCAGUCGACGUUGGCAGCAAGAAGCCACUGGUUCCUCAGGCAGCAGCAAGAAGCCGGCGAUCACUUGCCGAUAUUAAGAAUCCUAGGAUCAAUGACCGUGCUGCUCCUGCAAAUCGUCAGAGGCCACUGGCUGCUGUGUCUAAAAGGAAUGGGAAAGCAGUAAUGCUGAAGGAAUGCAAGGUGAAGCCUGAAGUCAUUGUGAUUAGUCCAGAUACCGAGAAGGAGAAGAAAGCCAAAACCUCAGGGGGCCCGAGAGUCUGUAGGAGGGUACCAACACUUUUUGGUAAUUUGACAAAAUGCAGCAGGGCUUCUGAUGGGGUUGUCAGCAGCCCGAAGAAGACAGAUCCAUAUGACAUUGAUACACCUGAUUCUUGCAAUGAGCUGGCAGUGGUUGAAUAUGUUGAGGACAUCUACAGAUUCUACAAGAGCACUGAGGGCACCUGCCUGCCCCUCAGCAGCUACAUGAGCUCGCAGACUGAAAUCAGCGAGAGAAUGAGAGCUAUCCUUAUCGACUGGAUUAUCGAGGUACAGUACAGGCUUAUUCUAAUGCCAGAGACACUUUACUUGACCGUCUACAUCAUCGAUCAGUACUUGUCCAUGGAGAGUGUUCCAAGAAAGGAGCUACAGCUCGUCGGCAUAAGUGCCGUGCUGAUAGCAAGCAAGUAUGAAGAGACAUGGGCUCCACUGGUCAAGGAUUUGCUGUGCAUUUGUGACAAUGCCUUUACCAGAGACCAGGUUCUGACCAAGGAAAAAGCCAUCCUGGACAGGCUCCAUUGGAACUUGACGGUUCCAACAAUGUACAUGUUCAUUGUUCGGUAUCUGAAAGCCGCAAUGGGCGACAAAAAGCUUGAGAACAUGGCAUUCUUCUACUCUGAGCUGGCAUUGGUCCAGUACACGAUGCUGGUUUACCCUCCAUCAGUGACCGCAGCUGCUGCCGUCUAUGCUGCCAGGUGUACCCUUGGAAUGAAUCCACUGUGGACUGAUAUUCUGGAGCAUCACACUGGCUUAAGUGAGCCACAGUUACUGGAUUGCGCUAGGCGGCUGAUCAACUUCCAUGCCCUGGCUCCGGAAAGCAAGCAGAAGGCGGUGUACAAGAAAUACUCCAGCCCCAAGCUCGGGGCCGUCGCGCUUCAAUACCCUGACAAGAAGCUGUUGCCAGUUUGAGCUGGGGUGCAGAGGCUCGCUCGCUGCUGCUCUUUUGUUUUUUCUUUUCCCUUGUCGUCGUCUCUUGGGAAAACGACUAUGGAUGCCUGCUGUAUCAUCGCUUCGAUGGUACCAUUUGUUUGGGUCGUGUGCUCUUUGCUUUGCUACUGAAGCGGAGCGUGUGUUUGGUCAGUGUGGUACUUGAAUCGUCGGCAAAUAUUAAAUGAUUAUCAGUCGGUUUGGUUAAUCAUGUGAUGUUUGUUGAAAGGUUCUUGUGGAAAUGUGAUGUGAAGCAGCUUUGCACUU
Molecule: messenger RNA, 1817 nt
Organism: Sorghum bicolor (sorghum)
Lineage: Eukaryota; Viridiplantae; Streptophyta; Magnoliopsida; Poales; Poaceae
Product: cyclin-B1-3
Exons: 7
Coding region: 141-1532 (463 amino acids)
Biological process (GO): regulation of cyclin-dependent protein serine/threonine kinase activity; mitotic cell cycle phase transition
Cellular component (GO): cytoplasm; nucleus; cyclin-dependent protein kinase holoenzyme complex
Molecular function (GO): cyclin-dependent protein serine/threonine kinase regulator activity
Source: RefSeq, a predicted model, not a curated record